ACUUACUUCAAUCACAUCAACUGCGGGUAUCUUUCUAGGAGUACGCACUGAACCCGAUCUCGCAUAAUUUCUCUCCGUGGCUUUUGUGUUCCGAGUUUUAUCGUUUUCGUAUAUUUUAGCGUUUGAACAUUACGCAUUUACACAUAAUCAUGAAAGAAAGAAGAAACACUCAGCCGAUGGUGGUGAGAUGUAAACUGGUGCUUGUUGGAGAUGUCCAAUGCGGAAAAACGGCAAUGUUACAAGUGCUGGCGAAGGACUGCUAUCCCGAGACAUAUGUACCCACCGUAUUUGAGAACUACACCGCUUGUCUGGAACUCGAGGACCAGCGGGUAGAGUUGAGCUUGUGGGACACAUCAGGCUCCCCCUACUACGACAACGUGCGCCCCCUCUGCUACAGCGAUUCGGACGCCGUGCUCCUGUGUUUCGACAUCAGCCGCCCCGACAUCGUGGACAGUGGCCUGAAGAAGUGGAGGACUGAGAUCAUGGACUUCUGCCCCAACACACGGAUCCUGCUCAUUGGCUGCAAGACGGACCUGCGCACAGAUAUCUGCACGCUCAUGGAGCUGUCCAAUCAGAAGCAGACACCCGUUACUUACGAGCAGGGCUCAGCCUUUGCUAAGCAGCUGGGUGCCGAGGCCUACCUGGAGUGCUCGGCCUUCACCUCGGAGAAGAGCAUCCACAGUGUGUUCCGCACGGCGGCGCUGGCCUGCCUCAACAAGCUGCAGCCGCUGCCCAAGCCCAGUCCCACCCGCCGCCUGUCCAAGCGCCUGCUGCACCUGCCCAGCAAGUCCGAGCUGCUCACCUCCACCUUCAAGAAGGAGAAGGCCAAGAGCUGCUCCGUCAUGUGAGUGGGGUGGCGGCGCAGGACCAAGACAGAAAAACAACAACAACGAGUCAGAAAAUAAAUGUCAACCCCCCCCCCCCGCCCAGCAGUGGCUUCCCCUGCACUGUUUGAUUUGGGGAAGGGGGGGUGGGUGGUUUAUGAUGGCCUCAUCAUACACCAUGUGAAGGGUUCUGUGUUGACUCUUUUUUCCACCCCCCCAAGGGAAAAAAAUGUGUAAAGAAACAAAAGUCCUUCAGGACAAGUGGACACCCUGUUGUCCACAUUGUCCUGAAUCUUUUCAGUGCAUAUCUGCUGUAUUUUGUUUUGUUCUUACUCUCCCUCUCUCUCUCUCUCUCUCUCUCUCUCUUUAU
Messenger RNA from Alosa alosa (allis shad), 1194 nucleotides. It is a transcript of the gene rnd1b, whose product is annotated as Rho family GTPase 1b. The record is from RefSeq and is a predicted model, not a curated record. NCBI's taxonomy places the organism in Eukaryota, Metazoa, Chordata, Actinopteri, Clupeiformes, Clupeidae. Gene Ontology annotation, biological process: small GTPase-mediated signal transduction. The transcript has 5 exons. Bases 150 to 848 code for a protein of 232 amino acids. Gene Ontology annotation, molecular function: GTPase activity; GTP binding.